CAGUCGCUCGAUGUCUGUUGUGAACGCAGCCGACUAUCUCCGUCCCCACCAACACCGAACGACGCGGCGCGCUUUCCCGCCAACGUUCGCCCACAGCUGGCGCAGUUGACAGUGUGGCGCGGCUGUGCGGACACGUGGUUCUGCUGCGGCGCAGAUCGCUGCAGCGCUUUUUUCCACGCCCAUCUCCGAAAAUUCCGUCAUGGAUGGCUGCCGUAAAGAGAUUGAUCCCUGACCAGCGCCGUGGGUAUCGAUGGCAGAGGUACGGACUGGUGGCGGCCCUCCUGCUGAGUGUGACGAGUUUCUUCACGUGGCUGGCAGCUCCACCCAAGCUUCCCGAUGUUGUCAUCCUUCCACCGUUACUCAUCGAUGAACCGUUCAUGCCCCGGCGUGGAGCGCGCAACAUUAUUUUCGUAGAGACCACUUGUGCCAUCAAGAAUGUGUCGUGGUCUGGGCUGAGACCGAGGCAAGCAUGCGCUGUGGAAUCUGCAGCACGGCACCAUCCUGGGUGGCAUAUCUAUGUGCUGCACACGUGUGUUACACCGCUCCCUGUCCAUUGGGUGCCAGCGGGUGCCACAGCGGUGUAUGUGCCUCUGGCAGAAUUCCUGAGUGACACGCCACUAUACACGCCACUCAUAGAGCAAGGCGCUCUUGCUGCCAGUCACUGGCCAAUAGAGCAUGCCUCUGACGUCAUGCGACUGGUGGCGCUCUGGAAAUAUGGCGGUGUCUACCUGGACCUCGACUUUGUUGUACUCAGGCAGUUAUCAGAACUGGGUGAGAACUGGGCUGGUGCUGAGGACUCUGCAACAGUGGCCAACUGUGCACUGUCCUUGUCUGCACGGCCUGACAGUGCAGGUCCUGAGGUGGCUGCCGCUUGCCUGCAGUCACUAAGGGAUUGCUUUGAUGGUGAACAGUGGACACACAAUGGACCUGCUCUCCUUACACGCAUCCUUGCGCAGCGAUGCAAUGCUGAUAGUGCAUAUCAUCAGAUGUGGUGGCUUUCGUGUGCUGCCAGCAGCACUAUUUUUCCCAGUUCAUUAUAACUCAUGGCAGAUGUACUUCUCAGAGGAGGAUGCAAACACAACACUUGCCAAGCUGGAAACAGCGUAUGCUGUUCAUGUAUGGAACAAGCUAAGCAGAAUCAGCCGCAAAACACUCCCUCACUCUGCUUAUGCCAAGAUUGCACGUGUGAACUGUCCUGAUGCCUAUGAAAGUGCACUUGAUGGCUUCUGAAAAUGUUUGCUGUGAUAAGUGACAAAAAAACUGGACUGUUAAUCAAAGAAUGUGAACAGCAUUGAGAAACACUUGUACUUUAUAAACUGUAGGUUUUAGUUAUUUAUUUAAUUUAUUUUUUAAGGAUUUUCAAUGAGAGUAUGGCCAAAGCUCAAUAUAUUUAUUAUUUCCUAAGAUAGUUUCAAGUAACUAUGAAAAGUUACUAUUUUCCCAUACCAGUACCAAAUUUACCCUUAUAAGGGCUUUACUUUUAUAUGAUGAUUCGGUCAGUCAUUUUAUUUUAAAUUUUAGUGUCCACUAUGAUUAAAACCACAUUAGAAAACAUGAAAUUGUGAUUGAUUUUCAUAAACUUUUAGCAGUUGCAGAGCACGUUUUCAUUGUAGCAACACUUGUAAAAAAAUUGUUAAUUGUGAUUCUUCAGCUUUUGGAUACACUAAAAGUCACGAUUGGAAUUUCUGAGAAAUCAAGACUAAUGGGCAGAGCCUCUAAAAUAUCAUACAGCAUUUCAACAAUAGAUAUGAGAGUCACAUUUAUUGUCAGGGCUAGAACUAUUCUCUCAAAGAGUCCACCGACAUUUUUUUAAAUAAGUAAAUUUUUUCACUGACUUGCUGUAACACAUUGGAAAUUUCUUUAAUAUUGUAUUUAAAUUAAUAUAAGCAUGCACAACAGUCUUUUAGAAAAAGAAAAACACCAACAGCAUAUUGUUUUACAUUUAAUAAGGUUGUAUCCUUUUAACAGUCCUACGACUUACCUUAAAUUGCAGCUUUAUGUUUAUAGUCAUGAUCACUUAGUGGAAAAAAGAACAAAAAAGCCAAACAGUAUGCACUGUACACUAUAAAUGUGAUGCUUCACAUAAACAGUACAAGCCUACAUUAUUACUUUAACUUUCUUUUUUCUGCAAUAGGAGGGAUUUAUUGAUUCCCUAUGAAGUUAGUUCCCCCCCCCCCCCCCCCCCCCCCCCCCCCCAAUGAAAUGUGGGACAUUUCAAAAGGCUCAUGUUUUCAUCUAAAUAGCCACUAAUUUUAACAAAAGUACAUCUUUCAAUAAAAAAAAUACAUAAAUCAAAUGUAUCUCCUAUCCUUGUACAAGGUGUUUGAUUUGAUGCCACUUUCUGUGGUAAUUUCAGUGCUUACAUUACUGUCUGAUAAGGUGGAUUAACUACACAUUGUUAUGAUUUGCUUAUUGAUGAGAUAAAAUGGUAUGUUAAGUGGCUGGUUGUCAUUUUAAAUGUGAAGAUGUUAUUAAUUCAAUAAGGAAUUACAACUAGCUUUUGUUGUAUACAUAUAGAGUGAAGUGCUGUGUAUGCAAAUGAUUUUUACUGGUAUAAUAGUUCUCAAAUUUCCUGGAGACAUUAACUGUGUUAACAGAAUUUAAACCUUAGUGCUUAUCUCCCUUCUCAAAAAAAUUACAAUUGUGAAGUAAUUUGAUAUUAGAAUUUGCUAGAAGAAAGUGUAGUGCUGGUGUUAUCUGCAACUUUCCUAUUAUGUAGGCCCUUUCAUUGUUACUAUAUGUGGCCAAUUUUCCUGAUUCAGUGUGGAGUAAAGCUUUGGUUAACUAAUUUUAAAGUUGAUGAUGUGCACCUUUUCACCAAGAACUGUCAUCCACUAGACAACCAUUCAUGUACAUAACUAGUUCUGAAACCUGACAGGAGCUGUAUCAGAAGAUGAGGAUAGGGUGGAUGUUUUACAAGACACAAGCAUGUUACAGUUUAACAAUUAUUAAGCCUCAAAUCUUUCUUCCCACUUUGUGCUCCACUGAUACAGAUCCAUUACCUUUGAGCCCCAGAUAUUCCUGUUUGUAGGCCUACAAAAAUUUCAUUUUUAACGACUUGCAUCAGUUACUUCUUUUGUUAAUCUGUGAUGUAAUAUAUGUCUUACAGAACAUCUGACAGGAAGACAAGUUGUUUUGUACACUUAAGUGCCAUUUACUAAUGAAAACAUUGCAGUACCUUAACAGUGAUACUGAACUGGGGUUGUAAACAAGAACUGAUAUAAUUUCAUCAGAGAAUUAUUCUGCGGUGUUAGGAUAAUAAAACUUUUUAUUUUUCAUUGUUGUUAAUUAAUGAUUCUGAAAAGAAAUGUAGUCAACUGGAGAAAGCACUGUAUAUGUAAUUCUGGAGGCCAAUUUGUAGUCUCUUCUUAAAAUGAAAGUGUUCUAUAUUUUGUCUGCUUUUAAGGGAAUAAAGAAUGCCAUGUAUGACUAUUUUGUAUGAAUCCUAGAAAAUGUUGCCAAUUUAAAACAAAAUGUUACAGCAUUCCUAUCAAGUAAUGCUGCCUUACAGAAUUUAUAUUUUAUAGAUUUUGGUGCACUGAUACCAGUAUUUAGGGCUCAUAUUUUGUGAAAAUCUAAAGAAAAGGACAAUUUAUUUGUCUGCCAUACUUGCAAAUUCCUAAGAUAAAUAAAUAAAUAAACUUUAAAA
Molecule: messenger RNA, 3649 nt
Organism: Schistocerca gregaria
Lineage: Eukaryota; Metazoa; Arthropoda; Insecta; Orthoptera; Acrididae
Product: lactosylceramide 4-alpha-galactosyltransferase-like
Exons: 7
Coding region: 204-1040 (278 amino acids)
Biological process (GO): glycosphingolipid biosynthetic process
Molecular function (GO): alpha-1,4-N-acetylgalactosaminyltransferase activity
Source: RefSeq, a predicted model, not a curated record